AUCAAAUUAUUUGAGCGAAUGACGGUGGUAUUGGUAACCUAGUAACCAACAGUAAACAAAACAAGUACGCCUGGAAAUGUAGACAUGACUGCAUGUAGUCGCAGUGGGGCACGUUAAUUUAUUAGCCGUGCAGCUGGCAAAUUGAAUGCUGUCAGAGAAGAAGGAAUGCAGCAUUUCUGAUAAAGGUACUAGCAUGCCAACAUGCGUCGAUGCCGCUCCAUAUGGUAGACAACUCACGCGGAAACAGCUAGAUCGACAUAAACCGCCUACUUCCAUACUAUAUAGUAUGUAAAAAGCACUACUUCGCCUACUGUAUAGUAUGGAAGUAGGCGGUUUGGGACGCAGUUCUCGUCUUUUUUUUUUUAGUUCUCGUCUGUCAGGUGGGUUUUAGUUUCGCUACGUCACAAUGAAUUUGGCAAAUGCUUUCCAUCUUCCAUUAUUCGUAUUUAAUAUUUUUCGCACAUUUCAAAAACCACCUCAAACGAGUGUAAAUACCUUUUUUUGCGAAUUAAGGGAUUUUCAAUCGAAAUUUGGCGUUGCCAUUACUCGUUUUUGAUGCAAUAUUUCAAAAUAUGCAUACAAAAAAAGUCUGCUGUAGCUGGGUUUCCAUCCAAACGUAAAGCGAUUGUUUUCAAUAUUUGCAAAAAAAGAAAUAAAUGCGAAUUAGAUGCGUUUCCAUUAAGUUGUUUGAGCGAAAGACGGUGCUAUUGGUAACCUAGCAACGAACAGUAAACAAAACAAGAUACGCUUGAAAAAUGUAGACAUGACUGCAUAUAGGGGAAGUUAUUCAUUUAUUAGCAGUGCAGCUUGUAAUUGGCAAUCUGAAUGCUGUGAACAUAAGAAAGAAUGCAGCAUUUUUUAUAAAGGCACUAGCAGCAAAGACAUUACGACGACGUCGAGCCCCAUAUAUGGUAAAGACAACUACAGCGGAAAUAGACGGUCAGUCUCGUGGUUUUAAUUUUCGCUCCUACUGGAAUCAAUUCUUUAAAUGUGUUUCCAUCUCCAAUUAUUCGUAUUUGCUUAUUUACACAUAAAUCAAAUAACCCCAAGCGAGCAUAAACCUUUUUGGCAAUUAAUUUUUUUAUCGAAAUUUGGCGUUUUCAUCACUCGUUGUUGAUGCGAUACUUCAAAAUGCGCGUAAAAACAUGGUGAUGGAAACAUGGCUACUGUAGCUGGGUUUCCACCAUAGACAGUAAAAGAAAUGGACACAGCGACCCCAUUGGAUUCAACGGAGACAAGUGAAGUCAAUUAGAAGCACGCACUUCCUGGGUGUCGAGCGUACUGCGCAGACUCAAACUGAGCUCAAUGACGUGGAUGUCACGUGAGCAACCUGUCUGGCAAUUGUAAGUCUUCUAAUAGCCGUGCCACGGGAAAUCUGAAUCACCUACUGAAUCUUGCAGAGACGGCGAGCGUGAACAGGAGCACAUUUUGGUUAGUAUUCUGAUUAGUAAUCUCCCUUGACUUUAUGCCUUCACGUCCACCCGAUUGCCUCAUAGUCAGUAAAAGAUUGCCUGUGAGCGUCUCUCCCAGUCCAUACGGUAAUUUCUCUACUGUGCGACAGAAAGUCGCAGGUUAUGACGCAAUCGUUAGCCUAUUUUUACAAAAACUGCUUCUACUGGGACAUAACGUAAGAUACAUGGUAAUGGAGCCUUUUAUACAUUUUCGUGUUUCUUUAGAAAUAAUUAAUGGACAAAUGGAGUCUUUAAACGCCUCAGAUGUAAAGUUAUUCGCUGUCAAAGUGACGCCAAAAUGAAUGGGAGUCAAUGGGAUGCUAACAGCAGAUGGGUGUUCGCUAAGCAAUGGCGGCGUCCAGGGAAGCUUCAAUAAAAUAUGAAACCCUGCCCCCCUGGUUUCCACCCAAACGUGAAGCUAAUCUUUUCAAAAUUCUCAACAAAAAAGAAAAAAAAAUGCAAAUUAGGUGCGCUUCCAUCAAGUUGUUGGAGCGAACGACGGUGGUAUUGGUAACCUAGCAACCAACAGUAAACAAAACAAGGCAUGCUUAGGAAAUGUAGACAGAACUGCAUGUAUUCAGGAAAUGGGGCAAGUUAUUAAUUUAUUAGCCAUGCAGCUUGUAAUUGACAAACUAAAUGCUGUGCACAGAAGAAGGAAUGCAGCAUUUUUGAAGGAUGCACUAGCAGCAAGGACAUUGCGACGACGUCGAACCCCAAAUAUGAAAACUACAGCGGAAAUAGCUAUAGACGGUCAGUCACAUGGUUUUAAUUUUCGCUCCUUCUGGAAUUUAUUCUGCAAAUGUUUCCAUCUCCAAUUAUUCGCAUUUACUUAUUUUCACAUAAAUCAAAUAACCACCUCAAGCGAGGGUAAAAGAAAUUUUGGAAAUUUUUAAUCGAAAUUUGGCGUUUCCAUCAUUCGUUUUUGAUGCGAUAUUUAAAAAUGCGCAUCAUAGAUAUGAAUGCGCAUAAAAUCAUGGUGAUAGAUGCAUGGCUACUGUAGCUGGGUUUCCAUCCAAAAACCGAUCCAAACGUGUAGCAAAUCUUUUCAAAAUUCGCAAAAAAAAAAGAAAACCAAACAAAUAUAAAUUAGGUGCGCUUCCAUUAAGUUGUUUGAGCGAAUGACUUAAUUGGUAACCUAGUAACCAACAGUAAACAAAACAAGGCACGCUUGGAAAAUGGAAAGAGGACUGCAUGCAAUCACAAUGGGUUAUUAAAUAAUUUAGUUAUUAAUUUAUGAGCAGUGCAGCUUUUUAUUUCCAAACUAAAUGGUGUGCACAGAAGAAGCAAUGCAGCACUUUUGAUGAAGGCAGUAGCAGCAAGGACAUUGCGACGAUGUCGAGCUCCAUAGGGAAAAUAUUGAAAUAAAACUGCUUCAGUUUUUAUUUAUAAAAAUUUCAACCUGCUCAUUACAUCCCUGCUGAAAAAAACAAACAAAAGAAACAAUCAUCGCAAUUCUAGAAACUAUUUUAAUGGAAAUAUGUUGGGAUCUGGUCUGGCAGGUGAGAAUCACACCAUUUUAAUACUACUGGAAUGAGACUUAAACACAGCACAUGAAUCUGUAAUGGUUUUAUUAGCUGAUUGUUAUGCUAUUUUGCUUUUUGUAAUGGAAAACGAGAAUUUGUAUUGUUUUUUUAUCGGUUAUCUAAAUGUAAAGUGGCCUAAAUAUUUAUUGAGUGUUUGCUCAGCUAAGAGACAAUUCGUCCGUUUUUUAAUCCAGAACAUCACACCUCACCAGCAAUGUCAUCUUGAGUUGGUGGAAAAAGCCCCUCCUUUCGUUACCCAAACCUACAUAUAAACCAUCAAGUCUUCACUCAGCAUACACUCCACUCAAGAUAAGCAUUGUAUCCAUCGAUAAACUUACACUUUAUUUGUGAUGCGCCAAAUAGGCUCUCCAAACAUUUAGGAAAUGUCUUACUUGAGUUUAAACCUAAGCAACGCAAGCUUGGAGAUGGAAUCGACGGCCGAUGAACCACGCGACGAGCACCUGGCUAGUAUAGAAAUCGCGCUGCUCAGCGUCAUAUUUCUAUGCGCGCUCACGCUGAACUUCGGUCUGCUGCUUGCGCUCUGGAAGAGGAGGCGGCACGCGUCUCGAAUGCGCGUCUUUGUAACGCAUCUUUGUUUGGCCGACCUGGUGGUCGUCUUCUUUCAGGUCUGCUCCCAACUAAUGUGGAAGUUAACGGACCGUUUUCUCGGUCCCGACCUGCUAUGCCGCUCAGUCAAGUACUUUCAGGUCGUGGGCAUGUUCGCGUCCACGUACAUGAUAGUGGUGAUGACCGUGGACCGGUACCAGGCGGUGUGCAACCCAAUGGUGACUUUCCAGAGGAGACGAGCGCACUUGAACUUCCCCGUGUGCGUCGCGUGGGCCGUGUCUUUUAUGUUAAGCAUCCCGCAACUAUUUAUUUUCUCCCGGGUUCAGAUCGCACCGGGUGUCUACGACUGCUGGGCAGAGUUCAUUCAGCCAUGGGGACUCAAAGCUUACGUGACGUGGACGACGCUGGUCAUAUUUGUGCUGCCCAUAAUAACAGUCAUGGUGUGCCAGGUGCGCAUAUGCCGCGCGCUCCAGAUCAAUGUGCAUAUGAAGACCCAGCAGCAGGGCCAGCUUUCCUCCAGAACCAGCAACGUGCAUUCCGUGUCCAAGUCUCGAAUUAAGACGGUGAAGAUGACGGUGGUGAUCGUUAUGACUUACACCUUGUGCUGGGCACCGUUUUUUACGGUGCAGCUUUGGUCUGUGUGGGACGCGUGCGCUCCUACUGAAAGUAAGACAAAGUCUGUGGAUGGGACCUUUACUAUCCUCAUGUUACUUGCAAGCUUAAACAGCAUUGCCAAUCCAUGCAUCUACCUGAUUUUUACUGUGAAGUUCCCCAAAUUGUUGGGGAUUCUCCUGUGCAUGGAGCACACUGAUGUGAAGGAGUCGCUGCCUGACGAAACCACGGUGGUCAGCUCGCUGUACAGUGAAAAGAAACCUUGGAGUACCAUGUAAAUAUUGUAGUAAUAGAUCAAUAAUUUGGUUCCACUGUAUAUAGUAUGGUAUCGUAUCGCUAUAAUACUUGUAUGUAAAUAAAGGAAAUAUUAUAUUAAAACACGAAAUAACUUUGGAGGUUAAUGAUUAUUUUGUAAAUAUUAAUAUUAUAUUGUUUCAUCACAUCAUUGCUUUUAUCCCUCCUAAAGUCUAUGUUGUAUAGCUGUUUCUGGUCAUUUUUUCAAUUGAAACCAAGCAGAUGUGGUGUCCAUAUUACAAUAGAUGAUGUACAGUAAAUACUCAUUGAGAUACUGUAGUAAUGUCAGUCGUUAAUAUUGAGACAAAGUUAAAAUUACAGUAUUGAUGUGAA
Paramisgurnus dabryanus is the source of this 4780-nucleotide messenger RNA. RefSeq names its product arginine vasopressin receptor 2b, tandem duplicate, 1 (gene avpr2b.1). Gene Ontology annotation, biological process: G protein-coupled receptor signaling pathway; cellular response to hormone stimulus; positive regulation of vasoconstriction. The record is from RefSeq and is a predicted model, not a curated record. Lineage: Eukaryota; Metazoa; Chordata; Actinopteri; Cypriniformes; Cobitidae. Gene Ontology annotation, cellular component: plasma membrane. Gene Ontology annotation, molecular function: peptide binding; vasopressin receptor activity.